This is a messenger RNA of Thlaspi arvense, 783 nucleotides long. Lineage: Eukaryota; Viridiplantae; Streptophyta; Magnoliopsida; Brassicales; Brassicaceae. The record is from the annotation of a GenBank genome assembly.
AUGAGAAACAGCGAAAACUCCACUCCUAAGAUAAAAGUAAUGAAGAAAGGUUUGAUUUCUCAGACAGAGCUUCCAAGAAUCUUACGGAUCUCCGUCACUGAUCCAUACGCCACUGAAUCAUCAUCCAGCGACGACGACGACGAAGAAGAAUACCACAACAUGGUCUCGAAACGACGACGUAUCAAGAGAUACGUUCAUGAAGUAACCUUUGACUCGCCGUCGUAUUCUAUUGAAAACCAAAACGUUGCAGUUUCCAAGAAAAUAGGAAACUCAGGUUCGACGGAGAAGAAGAAGAAGAAGUACCGAGGAGUUCGGCAACGGCCGUGGGGUAAAUGGGCGGCGGAGAUACGCGACCCGACUCGCCGUGUACGGCGAUGGCUCGGAACGUUUAACACGGCGGAGGAAGCUGCUAAAGUUUACGAUCACGCCGCCAUACAGAUACACGGCAAAGCCGCUGUUACUAAUUUUGCUACCGAUUCUAUUCCGGCGGAGCCACUGUGCGUCGCCGCCUGUAUCCAAUCUCCGACUACAGUUCUCCAUUCCCCGACUUCCUCUGAUUCCUUGUCGAAUUCGCCGGCCGGAGGAGAAGAUCGCAUUACCGCGGGGACGGAGACGUUUUUCCCGCCAGUUGAUUCCGUUUUUCUCGGUACUGAAUUCGAUUAUUCAGUUGAAGAGUGUUUCUCUGUCGGGUUCUCAAAUCGGAACAUGGAGGAUCGUUUUUAUGAUAUUGGUGAUUUGUUCAGGUUUGAUCAUUUUCAAGACUUUGAUGAUUUCUUUGGGUAA